AUGGCUAAGCCGAAAUCCACCAAGCCCAAAAGAGCGCCAAGGUCCUCAUUCAAAUAUCCACUUCUCCAUGAGGAGGUGUCAAAAGCUGUGUCCGAUGAUCUGCCCUCGACGUGGUUCAACAAGAAUGGUAGAAAGAAAAACCCCAAUAACGAAUACUCAACCAACGUGAUGGGCAGAUUCAGAUGCAACAACAAUAGCUGUUCCAACACAACAUGGACGAGCAAAAAAGUGUCGAUCGUGAUCAGGGGAUUCUCCGGAAACGGGUACGACGCCGUUGUGUUCAACCAACGCUGCAUGCACUGCGAUGAGCUCGGCAGCUUUACUCUUGACAAGCAAUCUUACGUUCAACGGGUCGCCUACCGGCUUAAGAGGUGGGCGGGUGUAGAGAUGGAGAAGCCGCCCUACGCUGUGAACAAGGGUCCCCCACAUCAGGAAGAUUUCUGUGAGGGUUGCAAGCGGGGCUACUGUCAGAAGCGGAAUGGUUUUGGGUUCUAA
Molecule: messenger RNA, 495 nt
Organism: Colletotrichum truncatum
Lineage: Eukaryota; Fungi; Ascomycota; Sordariomycetes; Glomerellales; Glomerellaceae
Source: RefSeq, a predicted model, not a curated record